Stylonychia lemnae is the source of this 2310-nucleotide messenger RNA. The record is from the annotation of a GenBank genome assembly. NCBI's taxonomy places the organism in Eukaryota, Ciliophora, Spirotrichea, Sporadotrichida, Oxytrichidae.
AUGAACGAGGAUAAUCAUACAGAAAAUUUACGUCAAGUCUUUGCUUCAUGCACGAAGAUGUUAAAUUAGAGAAACAAAUUGACCCAGGGAGCACUUUAAGAUGCCCAGAAUGUAUUUAACAAACCAUGGAAUCUCAGAGACUUCGUCGUUCUCUCCUUAGAGAAGAUUGGAGAUGGCUAUGAAGCAUCGGCCGACAGCUUGAGAUCAAGUAUUACACGUAAAUAAGAUGAUGGAGAGCCUCAAACCGUAGCUGAAGGACUUGCUUUAGGCACAAAAUCUAUGCUAAGCAAUAUAUUCUCUGCAGUGGCUGGCGUUGUUGCAGAACCUUUGCUGGGUGCCUAAGAGGGAGGACUUACUGGUGGAGCUGUAGGAUUGGGUAGAGGAAUUCUGGGUCUUGUCUGGUCUCCAGUAAAAGGCACUAUUGAUUUAGUUACAUAAACAUCAAAGGGCCUCUCUAACACUCCAAAAACUAUGUAUGUGGGUUUCAAUAGGAUGAUCAAAAGAGUAUCAAAGGAUGAAUUGUCUUCAAGAAAUCCUAAUGAGCCAAUUACUAAAACCUUUAACCCUGAAGAUCACGUAUUGCUAGGAGAAGAAAAUGGAUAACUUAUUUACAUUAACAAAAAGAGGUUAAGAGAGUAAAUUAAUAGCAGCUAAGUCUUAAGCGAUCUUAUGUACGAAAGUGAGAAAUUCAUGAACGAAGAUGAAUAGAUUAAGAUGAGAUCAGUUAUCAUGAGACAGAGAGAUCUACUGAAGCGAAAAGAACAGAAACUUUAAAAAGAGGCCUCAAAAAAGGAUCAGAUUAAGACAAUUACUGAGGAACUCUUAAAUAAGUUGAAUGAAAGUAAUUAGCAAUAGUAGAGACCCCCACAAGAGGAUGAGACUUCAUCAGUAGCAAACGAAGGUUCUGAGACAUCUUCAGUUGCAGAGGAGAGAGAAAUUCAUGCCAAGCUUUAGAAAAUUCUCUAAAUCAUUUAGGAUAAAGAUACUUCAUAAUAGAAGCGAGAUGAUAUUCAAAUAUCUCAAGAUGUCUUAGCCGAGCAAUCAAUUCUAAUGGAACAAAGAUUUAUAUAGGAGAUAUUUGACGAGGCUUAAGGAGAUGAUGUUUAGCUGUACCUCAUAUAGGCAUCUUAACUACAAGGUAUUGUUAAUUAAGAUGAGAAAUGGGAAUUCGAUAACUUUUACAAUGAACUCAGAAGAGCUAAUAGAUAAGGUUCUUAUGAGGAAGAGAAGAAGUUCGGCAAACAUCCAGAAGAUGCUGCUCCAAAUGGAGGUAUCCAUCUUAAGGAUACUGAACUUAUCCAUAGACUUAGAUCUAGUGGUAAAGAGAUGCUAAAAACAAUAGGCAAAAAGAUUAUGAGCGGAAGCUUCAAUUUAACUACUGUCAGCUUCCCAAUCAAAUGUAUGUGCGCCAAGAGCACUCUUGAAAGUAUUGGUGAGCUUGCUGGAAUAAAUCCAAUCUAUAUUAAUGCAGCUGCACUUAGUCAAGAUCCCAUUGAAAGAAUGAUUCUAGCUAUUACCUCAUCAAUUGCUUAUUUCUACCCUACUCACAUGUUUGAAAAGCCAUUAAAUCCUAUACUCGGAGAAACAUUCCAAGCUGAAGGCCAAGAUGGCACGAAAAUAUAUGUUGAACAGACUGAGCAUAGACCUCCAGUUACCAACUUCCUAUAUGAGGGGCCAAAUAGUCUGUAUAGGAUGUAUGGAUACAGUAGCUUUGUUGCCAAGGCUUGGAUUAAUUCAAUAUCCUUGAAAGUUGAUGGAAGAAAGACACUUGAAUUCGCAGAUGGAUCUAAAAUUGAAUGGAAUGUCCCAGGAGAUUAGUUCAACAGCAUUUUUAUGGGAACUAUCGUGCAUCAAGUUACCAACAAAAUCGAAUACCAUUACAAAGCUCACAACAUUUAUGCUUUCAUUGAUAUCGGCAGUGUGAAGAAAAAGCCUUAGGAUCAAUUUGUUGGAGAAAUUCAUUGGAAUGGAAAGAAGCUUAUCGAUAUUUCUGGCAACUAUAUGGGUUAUAUCGAUAUUGGUGGAGUUCGUUAUAUGGACUUAAGAGAGAUGGACAAGUUCUACUUCCCAGUAAGAUUCAAAUUUGAUAAUUAACAUUUCUAGAUUUAAUCAGUUGACCCAGCAAUUUAACUUGAGUCAGACUCUCUUAAAAGACCGGAUUCUGUUAAUUUAAAGAGAGGAGAUGUCAAAGAAGCUUAGAAACGUAAAGACUAGCUAGAAGUUGAAUAGAGACAUGAUAGAAAACUCAGAGAAACUUGCGAAGCUAGAAGAAAGAAGAAGGGCGGCAAGAAAUUCGGAAAUCUUUAUUGA